AUGGGGGACUUCACAUUCUACAGCUUCAUGGAGCCAAGCUACUCCGCCCAGCUAAUGGUGCCCUAUACAGAGGUGGAUCCUUCGUCAACCCGACUACCAAAUGGCCAGGUGGUGCCGACCAGCGGCGGGCGUUUCGGGGAUGCCGGCAGGGUGUACUUCCAGCACGACACGGUACUCGAUCUCAACAGGUCCUUCAGCUUCAAGCUGGCAGAUGUGUAUUGUGUGGCACCGAUUAAGAACAAGCUGUGUCGGGAGCCUUGCGGCCAGGAUUUCUGGGCCGUCGGGAAGAACUGUUGUGCAGAGGAUGGCAGCAACUUCACCUGCGGCGAUGCAGGGAGCCGGCGAGCCAAAAGUGGCCUGAGGCUCAUGGAAAACACAGACGUGCCCUUCUACAGGCUGGCUGUGCUCCAGGCGGCCAGCAAGUUCAAGAUGGUCAGCGAGCACCCGAUCUUCUUCCAUUGGCUGGAGGACCCGGUUGCAGAACUGCACAGCUGGCAGCGGCAGGGGUUCAGGAGAUUUGCGCUGGCGAUGCUGGGUGCCUUUGUCGUGAGUGCCGCCUCGCUGUUGUUCGUCGCACGAAGCUUGGACCUCGCGAUCAGCUGA
Symbiodinium natans is the source of this 603-nucleotide messenger RNA. The record is from the annotation of a GenBank genome assembly. NCBI's taxonomy places the organism in Eukaryota, Dinophyceae, Suessiales, Symbiodiniaceae.